CAUCCUGAGGAAACAACAGUCACUUCCUGUCAAAUUAAGCCAAGCCAGGGCAGCUCAGAGUGAUAACCACUGCUACACGCUUCCCACCGAGUGGCCGGAGUGGAGCGCCAACUUCAAUGUCUGUCCCUGCCCACGGGAGCUCUCCCUUCCUGCCAUCAGCUUCUGGAGCUACAAGACAGUCACCUCGAGGGAACGUAGGCAAUCCCACCAUUCCUCAGCCGGGAUGGGUCUCCUCUUACUGCUCACCUUCACACUCCUCUCUAGCUGGAGACCAGUAGGAGCCCAGUCACCAUUCACGAUAAGAAAUGUCAAUCUGGUGAUCGAACCGGGCAAUGAUGUGAUGAGGGACACCAACGUGACACUGAGAUGCCAGGCUGUCGUCAGCACCUCGGACAAACAGCUCCUGAGCCGCGCCUACAGAUUAUACAAGGACAACAUCCUGGUCUACACGGACACCACCAACAGCUCAGAAGAUCUCGUCUAUCAGUUGCCCCUGGCCAGGGUCUCCAACACUGGCAAAUAUGAAUGCCAGAUUGUAAUUGAGGGCAAAAGUAUGAGCAGCGAGCCUAAGAAACUCACAGUAACAGGCCUGUCUACACCCGAGCUCCACCUCAGCAAGCGUGUGUUGAAUGAAGGAGAGGAGGUGAUAGCCAAAUGCACAGCUCCUGGUGAGAUGGGCCCCAUCAUCUUCUAUUUCUACGCCGACUUCAGCGAGAUCAAGGAAGAGCGGGUCAACAAAAACCACGUGGAGGUUGCGCUUCGUUUCAACGGCGCGGGAAUCCGCAAAAUUAACUGCAGCUACGUGGCGCUGAUCAUGCCGAACUCUGUCAGGUCUGAGCAAAGCAACAUUGUCAGCAUUUCUGUCAAAGAGCUUCCUCUCAAUCCAGUUCUCGAGAUCAGUCCACACCAAAGAGUCUAUGAAGGGGACCCACUCAAUAUCACCUGCACCAUCGGGGAUUUCCAUUCCUACUCUGAAAAGGUCCAUGUCUACCUGAGCCAAGGGAAACACCUGCUCAGCUUUGGGACCAACAAAGUGAACUACAGCAAGCUGGCAGUGGCAAAUGAGCCGGGAGAGUUUGAGUGCAGGUUAGAGAUGGGAAAAGUCGCCAAAGUCGCUACAGCAACGGUGUCGGUAACCGAGCUGUUUUCAGUGCCAACACUGACCGUGUCUCCCAAAGACGUCUUUCAAGAGGACGAAAUUAAGUUGAUUUGCCGAAGUGAAGUAUACGCCCCUGAGAGACUCCGUAGAGAAGAGCUGGUUUACACUAUUGACCCGCUGAGAAGUCAUCUAGUCUCAGGCAGAGGUGCUGGAAUAUUCUCUGGCAAAACCCUGCCGUAUGAAUUUAACUACACCUGUUCAGCUAAAGCCAAGGAAAUCGUGAAGCACAGUAAAACCCUUAGAGUUAGUCCUAAAGUCCCUGUCUCUCAGCCCAAAAUAUCAGUGGUGGGCAGGGCUGUUCUGGGAAGGCCCUUCCAGAUCCUCUGUCAGUCGGACAAAGGAAGCCUGCCCAUAAACUACACACUGUGGAGGAGGAACGACUUGCUGAAAAUGGCCAUUGUGAAGCAGCUGCCCCAAAAGGCCCUCUUCAACGUCACCAUCCAGCGACCUGAUGAAAUAAGCCAAUACAUGUGUGACGCACAGAACAAGCAGGACAGAGUCGUCGAGCUCAGUAAAAGACUCAAUGCCUCAGUCACAGUGCCUGUGUCAGACACCCUGCUGACCGUCCUCCCGGACUUACGAAACAUCGCCGAGGGAGAUAGGCUCUACCUGAUAUGUAGCAUCAACGGCACGCCGCCUGUCACUUUCAAGUGGUACCGCAGCGGCAGGGCCCAGCCACUGUCCACCACCACCUCCAACAAGAUCACCUUGGAUUACCAGGUCCCCGAGGUUAGCAGAGAGCACAGCGGCACCUACUACUGCGAGGCGGGCAACUACGCCAAUAACGUCCGCAGCCAGCUGGUCACUAUAGAUGUGAGCAUGGCCAUGUGGAAGAAAGGGCUGAUCGUGGCGUCCUGUCUGCUGGUCGUGGCCGUGCUGGUGCUGCUGUUGGUCCUCCAUUUCAGAGCCAAGAGAGGUAAAAGAGAGCCGGCUGCAGAGCUGUCAGUAAAGCCUUCGAGCCCUAAAUCAGAUGACUCUUUAACCGUGAGUCUAACCCACGACACAGAGGUUUAUAACGCGGCCACAGAAAAUAUGCAUUGCAGAGACCUGAGAAACAAGGCAGUGCUUGUAGUCCUUGCAGCUAAAGUGAAUAAUUUCAGACGCAACGCCGCGCUAUGAUGGCACGGAGGGGAGAGCGACCAAUAGGAUGCGAGAUAGCGUGACGUCACUUCCUGCUGACGUCAGCAACAGGAGCAGCUACAGUGCCCCCGCAACAGUGUAGCGAAGCACUGCGAUGAGAGGGACCUCAAAAGACAAAAAAAACUAUUUAAGGGGGGGGAGUAUUACGGGGGAGGGGGUUUCAAAGCAGAAAUCGAAUCAAACGAAAACCGAAGAACAAUUUCAAAAAUGGACUGGAACCACCCGCCGAUACAGACUCUUGAGGGAUCUGAACACAUGGCGCCUGACGACACGAACGGUCGGGUUCUGGCCUUUCCACUGAGGGCGCAAAACGGAGGUGACGGGGGGCUCGUGACGAGAUGUGAACUUGGACCUGUUGCUCCCUCUCCCCUCCCGCUGCAGUCUGGAUAGCGCUUUGGUUUCAAUAAUUGCCACCAUUACAGUCUUUAUCUUGUGUUCCUUAUUCUAUCUCGUGUCCCCCUGUUCUGUAUGUCUAUCUCAUUGCAUGUCGUUGUUGUUGAAAAUGACUUAAUUUGCUUGUUGAAAAUGCCCCCCACUGACCGACUGCAUUGUAUAUACACUCCCACCAGUAUCAGCAGAAAUGUGUGUAUAUAUUUUUGGUUGAUCCCCUUUCCUGUUUGGCGGAAGCACUUGUAGAAUAAAGAAGUCGGUGUUAUUUA
Lampris incognitus (smalleye Pacific opah) is the source of this 2958-nucleotide messenger RNA. It is a transcript of the gene pecam1b, whose product is annotated as platelet and endothelial cell adhesion molecule 1b. The transcript is spliced from 13 exons. Bases 224 to 2278 code for a protein of 684 amino acids. The record is from RefSeq and is a predicted model, not a curated record. NCBI's taxonomy places the organism in Eukaryota, Metazoa, Chordata, Actinopteri, Lampriformes, Lampridae. Gene Ontology annotation, molecular function: transmembrane signaling receptor activity. Gene Ontology annotation, biological process: cell surface receptor signaling pathway.